AUGUCGAAUACGGGUAUCAGCGCGGAAACCCGGGGUCUCCAUUGCUUGACUGAACCCCAGUAUGAGAGCGCGGAGACAUGGCUGACUGUUUUGCUCCUCCGCAUCAUGUGGGCGUGUCCGACGGCCAGCCCUACGGGGCACGACAGUGACAGGUACUUUGAGAUGGGACCGUCUCGAGGACAGAAGACGUAUCCCAGAAUGGAAUUCUUCUAUUGGUGA
Anthostomella pinea is the source of this 219-nucleotide messenger RNA. The record is from the annotation of a GenBank genome assembly. NCBI's taxonomy places the organism in Eukaryota, Fungi, Ascomycota, Sordariomycetes, Xylariales, Xylariaceae.